Molecule: messenger RNA, 1094 nt
Organism: Hibiscus syriacus
Lineage: Eukaryota; Viridiplantae; Streptophyta; Magnoliopsida; Malvales; Malvaceae
Product: L-lactate dehydrogenase B-like
Exons: 2
Coding region: 19-1071 (350 amino acids)
Biological process (GO): carboxylic acid metabolic process
Cellular component (GO): cytoplasm
Molecular function (GO): L-lactate dehydrogenase (NAD+) activity
Source: RefSeq, a predicted model, not a curated record
GUUUUUCUAUAAUUUACAAUGCACAAGAGCGCUUCUGCUUCUUCUUUUGGUCCAGGAGGCCUAGACCUGUCUCAGGCUUUCUUCAAGCCCAUCCGAGACACCGCCCCACCUUCCCCCACCAAGCGCCACACCAAAAUCUCCGUCAUCGGAGUCGGGAAUGUCGGCAUGGCAAUCGCCCAAACCAUCCUCACUCAAGACUUAACCGACGAACUCGCCCUCGUUGACGCCAAGCCGGACAAGCUCCAUGGCGAAAUGCUCGACCUCCAACACGCCGCUGCGUUCCUCCCACGUACCAAGAUCGUCGCUUCCGUUGAUUAUUCCGUGACCGUCGGAUCGGAUCUCUGUAUCGUCACCGCCGGCGCCCGUCAGAACCCUGGCGAGUCUAGGCUGAAUCUGUUACAGAGGAACGUUGCUCUGUUGUCGAACAUUAUUCCUCCAUUAGCAAAAUACUCACCCGAUACGAUUCUCUUGAUCGUUUCGAAUCCUGUGGAUGUGCUAACGUACGUGUCCUGGAAGUUAUCCGGCUUACCAUCGAAUCGGGUCAUCGGUUCGGGUACGAACCUGGACUCGUCCAGGUUCCGAUUCUUGAUCGCCGAUCACUUGGAUGUCAACGCUCAGGAUGUGCAGGCCUACAUAGUCGGUGAGCAUGGAGACAGCUCCGUCGCACUGUGGUCCAGUAUUAGUAUCGGUGGAGUGCCAGUGUUAAGCUUCCUAAAGAACCAACAAAUUGCGUACGAAAAAGAGACGCUGGAGAAGAUUCACAAGGCAGUUAUCGAGAGUGCAUACGAGGUGAUCAGUCUGAAAGGGUAUACAUCAUGGGCAAUUGGCUACUCGGUGGCUAACUUGGCCAGAAGCCUGCUUAGAGACCAGAGGAAGAUCCACCCAGUUUCAGUCCUUGCAAAGGGGUUUUACGGCAUCGAUGGUGGUGAUGUUUUCUUGAGCUUGCCAACGCAGCUGGGCAGGGGUGGUGUAUUGGGCGUCACCAAUAUCCAUUUGACGGAUGAAGAGGAGCAGAGGCUUAGGAUGUCGGCUAAAACUAUACUUGAAGUUCAGAGCCAACUGGGACUGUAAGAAACCAAAUAUAAUGCAAUUUA